Messenger RNA from Rana temporaria (common frog), 2524 nucleotides. It is a transcript of the gene NRBF2, whose product is annotated as nuclear receptor binding factor 2. Gene Ontology annotation, biological process: autophagy. Lineage: Eukaryota; Metazoa; Chordata; Amphibia; Anura; Ranidae. The record is from RefSeq and is a predicted model, not a curated record. Bases 191 to 1093 code for a protein of 300 amino acids. The transcript is spliced from 4 exons.
ACCGGCGUUCCUGCCCCUCAGAGUGUGACGACAGGCCGGGGCGGGGCCUGAGGCGGAAGUUGUUGUUGAUGCUGCAGUGGAGGUUGGUGUCUGUGUUGACAGAGCCGGGGAUCAGAGCCCGAGAUUUCCCCCGAGAGCCGCGGGGAUACACAGGACCGAUGAGCCGACACUCUCCCGUCUAACGGGCUCUAUGGAAGUGAUGGAGAGUCCCUUGAAUCUGGCACAUCAACAAAGCAGGAAAGCAGACCGGUUUCUGGCUACAGGGAAAUAUGAAGAGGCAAUCGCUUGUCACAGAAAAGCUGCUGCUUAUCUUUUGGAAGCCAAGAAGCUUACACAGUCUGAGCAGGCUCAGCUGUCUCUAGAGCUGCAGCGGGAGAGCCACUUGAAGCAACAGAUCUUAAUUCAGGAAAGAUUGAAAAGAGCCAAGAGAGAAGAGAAACUAAGAACUCAACAAAAAGCAAUAGCUGCAGAGAAGGAGCUUGGUGCCCAUCUGCAAACAUCAUACAAAUCAUCUACUGAUGAUGUCGAUAGCCAAAAUGCACUUGUUUCUGCAGGGCAGAAAUCCAGUUCUAACCCAGGGAAGUGUUUGCAGGAAAUCCACAGUGUCCUUGACCGAGAACCAGACUCUUUACUGUAUCUGCUGCAGAAGAGGAAGGAGCCACUGGAGCCUUACAAGGCUAACCGUGUUCCAAAAGAUGACAAAACAAAACUGGAAGAGCAAGCAACCAAGAUUAAAGAUCUAAACUUGCUGGUGGACACCCUUCUGGCUGAAAAUGAGAAACUAAAACGAGAGAAUCGGAAACUACGGGCAGAUUUGGUGCGGCUCCAGAGAAACCCUGAGAAAUACCUGGACAAGGACACAGAUUUCGUGGAGAAGUCUGAACUGUGGAGUCUGCAGCAGCCAACAGCAACUUCUUCCAGCCCAGCCUCCACCUGGCAGAAGUUUGUAGCAAAUACAAGCAAGGGUACGGACAUUCCUAUACCCAACCUUCUUCUUCCUUUAGACAUUCCCUUACCAGAACUUCCUCCCCUCGAGCUACCAGACGAUAUACAAUCACAAAUUACAGGACUUAAAGACUAUUUGGACAGCUAGAAGAUCAAGCGACCGUAUUUUUGGACAAUCGCAGAAAAGGGAAAACCACCUUGGCAGCAAUAUCGCUAAGGCCAUCGGGCCUUUGCAAGAGUUUACUGUAGGAGGUUGAGCAUUGGUAGACAAGUCACUGUGAAAUAUUCAACUUGAGUUCCUAUGUUGAUUAGACCUAAAAUGCUACAAGAGAGUGACAGGAGAGAUCUUGAUAUACUACUAUUUUUUUUUCUCUUCAAAACCAAAUGACUGCCUAAAAUAACUUUUUCCAAAACCUUGCCUACAGUUUUUAAUUGGUAUAUAUAAUUCCAUGAUGAUUACAAUGCAGAAGCUAUGUUGCAAAGGUAGUAAUUCUCUGUAUUUUAACCUGUUUCUCUCAUGCAUUUGGAAUGUACGAUUUCUAUUAUGCACAGUGUUUUUCUUUUUUUUUUUUUUUUUUUUUUUUCUUGAGUAAAUCUUUUCACAGUUGGAGGUUUCAGUUUUGGGUGGAUGACCAAUCUGGUUAAAGCCUGUUGUGCUAUAUUUCUGAGGGAUUUAAGCAGGGAUCUCUUCUCCCAAGUCUGCCCUUCUAUGGCCAUUAUAAAGAUCUUGGAGUUUCUAUUCCAGAGGGAGCUAAGUUGAUGGCUGAUUCAGUUCACCAAUCUUGGCCCUUAUUUGUAAACCGUUUUGGAAGGACUUGUGUCUCAAAGAUUAUCGGUCUACCCAAAACCAGUAUUCAAUGCUGUCCAAUUGUACCAUCUUCUAUUUCUUGGGGACAGUGUUGAGGAGAUCUCUAUAUUAAAGUCCCUAGGUCUGCGGGGACUGCAUUGGUGAGAUCUCUGUAUCUGAGACCUUAGGUUUGCUCCCAUGUCGCAGCUGUUUUUUAAGGAUCUUCUGUUUGUGUCCUUUAAUUUGCAUUAUGAUCAAUGCAGUAUCCAUGCCAUUGCUCCUGGUCUUCAGGAGGAGGAACGGCAAGACCCAGGCUGCAGAGGGCAGAACAGGGAGGUCCAGGGAUUUCCGUGUUCCCUGAGAGAUGCACAAAGCCUUGAGGUGAGCUAACCCAUCGGCAUCCACCUAUAACAAAUCUAGCCAUUUAGGGUGGACUUGGCCUUUACCACAGAAACAGUGUGUGUACCAUAUACACACCACAAUUCAUGUAUCAAUGUGUGCCACAUUGCACUCCUAGAUCUUAACCUCAAAUCAACAAGGAGACAUGUACAUUUUACUUUACUUUCUGGAACCAAAUUACAUGUAAUUUCUAAAUAAUCAGUUUACAAAAACAUAAAAAAAUCAGGGUGCAUCGUAAAUAACUUUGCUGUAUAUCAAUAAAAUAUGUGUUAAGCAUUGUUUAAAAAAAAUACUUACUGAAUGAUCAGUAUCUUGUUAUAACAGUGCAUGAGUGCAAGAAACGCUGGAUGACAGUAUUUGGUUGACAAUAAUAAAGUGUGUUUAUAUCUGAAA